AUGUCCUCUACAACACCAGUUCAAGAGGGGUCCUCGUCUGGAGAGGGACUCCGAAAGCAGAUUCGCUGCGUCGAGGAGUUUUAUAGCGUCUUCAGCAGAUAUCCCAUCAUAACUACACCUGCCGUCAACAUUGGUCUCGAGAGAAUCCGCAUGUGCCACAGGCUCAUGGCCGAGGAGAACCAAGAGUAUCUAGACGCAGCUGAGGCAGGCGACCUCGUCGAAGUGGCCGACGCACUAGGCGACAAGCUGUAUAUCCUGUGCGGCACCAUCAUUGCGCACGGCAUGCAGGACAUCAUCGAGGACGUGUUUGCCGAGAUUCACAGGAGCAAUAUGACCAAGUUGGGAUCGGACGGCAAGCCCAUCCGCCGUGAGGGAGACGGCAAGAUCCUCAAGGGGCCCAACUACUCGCGGCCUGACUUGAAGGGCAUUGUGGAGAGUAAGGUGGUAAAAGAAGAAGAGAAGAAGUAG
Messenger RNA from [Torrubiella] hemipterigena, 468 nucleotides. The record is from the annotation of a GenBank genome assembly. NCBI's taxonomy places the organism in Eukaryota, Fungi, Ascomycota, Sordariomycetes, Hypocreales, Clavicipitaceae.